CAGAAUUUCAGUCUCAUCGUUAAAAAGUUCUUUCAAAUGUGAAAUUAUGUCUUCAUUCGCCGUUACUGACACCGUGGAUUGGAGACAGAACGGAGCCCUGACUGCCGUUAAGAACCAAGGGUGUUGUUGGGCGUUCUCUGCAGUGGCAGCUGUAGAAGGGAUAGUCCAAAUCACUACUGGAGAAUUAUUCUUACUUUCAGAGCAAGGGCUGGUUGACUGUGAUACAAGUGGAAGCCAAGGGUGCAAAGGAGGUUUGAUGGAUGGUGCCUUUGAAUUUAUCAUUUCCAACAACGGCCUCACCACUGAAACCAACUAUCCUUAUGAAGGAAUUGAUGGAACCUGCAGCACAGGGCAACAAUCUAACUCUAUUGCCACAAUCAUCACCGGCUACGAAGAAGUUCCCACCAAUAGCGAGGCGGCGUUGCUGGAAGCGGUGGCAAAUCAACCUGUUUCCAUUGCAAUUGACGCUGACCAUGGUGUGACCGCAAUUGGGUAUGGAACUAGCGAUGAUGGGACUAAGUAUUGGCUGGUGAAGAAUUCAUGGGGCUCUAGUUGGGGCAUGGAGGGUUACAUAAUGACGGAGACAGAUAUUGAAGCUCCAGAGGGACUUUGCGGCAUUGCCAUGGAAGCCUCUUAUCCAACUGUUUGAGAAUCAAACAUGCAUAAAUGGCGGAGCUAGGAAAAAAAUUUUAGGGGGCCAAAUGAAACACUAAUAAAGAACUAGAUUUGAA
Molecule: messenger RNA, 731 nt
Organism: Rubroshorea leprosula
Lineage: Eukaryota; Viridiplantae; Streptophyta; Magnoliopsida; Malvales; Dipterocarpaceae
Source: the annotation of a GenBank genome assembly